This is a messenger RNA of Ostrinia nubilalis (European corn borer), 761 nucleotides long. RefSeq names its product malignant T-cell-amplified sequence 1 homolog (gene MCTS1). Gene Ontology annotation, biological process: formation of translation preinitiation complex. The record is from RefSeq and is a predicted model, not a curated record. Bases 115 to 663 code for a protein of 182 amino acids. The transcript has 5 exons. Gene Ontology annotation, molecular function: RNA binding. Lineage: Eukaryota; Metazoa; Arthropoda; Insecta; Lepidoptera; Crambidae.
GACUUCGUUUAAAAAAUAAUAUACCUGUCAAGUGAAAUGUCAAUGUGCUAGUGGUCAGUUCAGUGCCUAAAUCUCUAGAUUUUAUUAGAAAACUAUCAAUUUUCGGGAUUCAACAUGUUUAAAAAAUUCGACGAGAAGGAGAGCAUAUCGGGCGUUCAGCAGCUCAAGUCGUCGGUGCAGAAAGGAAUCCGGACGCGUCUGUUGGAACUGUACCCUCACUUGGAGAACUACAUCGACCAGGUUCUGCCCAAGAAGGACACCUUUAGGAUUGUUAAAUGCCAUGACCACAUCGAGAUCAUGGUAAACAGCGCCGGGGAGCUGUUGUUCUUCCGUCAACGCGAAGGACCUUGGAUGCCGACACUCAGGCUUCUUCAUAAAUACCCGUUCUUCCUGCCAAUGCAGCAAGUGGACAAGGGCGCCAUCAGGUUCGUCCUCAGUGGCGCCAACAUCAUGUGUCCCGGACUCACCUCGCCUGGAGCAAGGAUGUCUACGGUGGACAAGGGGCAGGUGGUCGCUGUAAUGGCUGAGGGGAAGGAACACGCGCUGGCCGUCGGAAUGACUUCUCUGUCCACUAAUGAUAUUGCAAAGGUGAACAAGGGCGUCGGCAUAGAAAACUGUCAUUACCUCAACGACGGGCUGUGGCAGAUGAAACCCGUGAAAUAAAUGCAGAAAAAUGUAGCAUUUAACUACUUUAUGUAACUUUUACCUGUAAUACUAUUGUAAGCUUCUUUUUUAAAUAAAUGUGUACAGUCACAAAACAA